AUGGUGGUCCCAUCGGAUAGGAUCAACGAGUCGGAGCUGAGAGUCAUCCUCAAGGGGACAACAGACCUUGGCAACAGCUGGCGCAGAAAAGGCCAUCAGCCAUUCAUCGGUGGAGAAGAUCCCCGUCUAGCAUUGACCACUUUGUUGAGGGAAUGGAGUAAACAUGUAGAGCAAGAAUGGCGAACUAUCGACCAUCCAGAGGCAGUUAGAGCGUUCCAUGCCAGCGCCAUCUCGGGAGAUCUAUCAGAAGAGAUUAAACGAGCAGCCACCAGAGAGGCAGCAGUUGGCAAAGACACGAGGACUUACACCUACCACCGCGAACUCUGGUCAGCUACAAUCGCAUACUUGAACAAGUUCCACAGUAAGACGGUCCAUAUAACUGCUCUCAUACAGAAGGUUCUCGGUGAGAAACAAGGCCAGGCUGACAUAUUUACUUAUCUGGAUGGUAUUCGUCGAGCCCUACUGGAGUUGGCUUACGAGGGAAACGGUUCAGGUGCGCAGAUACAUGCCUUUCACAUCAAUGCGGCUGUCCGGAACAACUUGAACAGCCCAUAUAACGCAUGGUGGUAUGAAACUGUGGGAACGAUCCUGUCUUCAUCUCUGAAGAAAUGUGUCGACACCAUCUCCUAUGAGGACAUUCAAGAAGCCAUCAGAAGGGUCAAAGAGAAGGCUCUUUCGCUGGGCCAUCUCCGUCAACCGGGAACUGAUGCUCCAUCGCAGCCGACACGGUGGCCAGCGACGUUCCAGGUAGCGACAUCAACGUCCUCCUCUACCUCGGUAAAUGCGGUAGCACCGUCCCUAGCUGCCACAACAGUAGCUCUUAAGGAGCCACCGGUAACGAAGGAGAGUCCCUCAGAACAUCGUCCUCGCGUAAAGGCCACUUGUUUCCGUUGUUUCAGCAGCGAGCACCAGACUGUGGCCUGCGACGAAGAACGUCCUCACAAAGAGAAUCGUCGCUGUAGAUGUGGAAGCUUUCGGCAUCCCGUGUCGAGCUGCAAGCUUGAGAAGGCCGGUUCCCUGAGCUGUGAAAGGUGCGAGUCCAAGGAGCAUCGGUCUGGUAUGUGCCCCUACUCCCUAGUGGAUAUCAGGAAGGGCGAGCAUAAAAAAGGUCCUGGCAAUAAGGGCAACGCCACGAAUGUGGUAUUCAGCCCAGAUCUACCACUCGUUGCCCUCGAAGAUCCUUCCUCGUUGAGCAUGACAUUCCACGUCGGCCAGAUAGAGCACGACACCCUACAUUUUAACCGCUCCGGUCCGGUCUGCACGGAACUUGUCAUCGGUCAGAGUCCCCAUGCCAAAACGGUGAAAGCCGUACUGGAUUCGGGAGCAGGGUACAACUACGCUCAGCCAGCCAUCCUAGAGGCACUUGGGCCUUGUGUCCAGUGGCUCAAACCAGAAGGCGAGCAUGCUAUACAAGCGGUGGGGGUAUCAGGUGAGAUCAUGCCCACUAACAGAGUGGCGAUCGUCUCAGUCAGCUCCCCUAAGAGGCCACAUGACGUCCACAGACUUCGAUUUCUUUGCCCGGAGACCCUGCUUCCGACUAUUCUGCUUGGUGUUGAGGGCCUGAAGACUCUCCGCAUCGGCAUGACCUUCGACGCUUCUGGUGUACACGCGUAUAGCGGCGUUGACCCCGAGCAAGCACUGGUCCGUGAAGAGGAGACACGCCCCCAAGAACUCCCAAGAGCCGACACCGAUGACAUCAUCGCUUGUGUGUCCAGCAUAGAAUGCGACACACAACUUUGCAUCUUCGACACUGUCAACUUCCUGGGAGCCGUGGCUGACUCGACCUUCACAGAAUGUGGUCUUGAUGAUGACUAUAGCUUCGAGCUAUACGCUACUGCAGCCGGUAAUCUGCCGCUUCUCAGCAACAAGCUGGACCUCAAGGAGGCUCUCCCACUCGAACGAGCUCUUGACAAUCCACACUGUAGCUUCCGAGGCACAUACGCUGAUGAGCUACAAUUGGAUUCGGAUGGGUUGUUCAGCGUCUCGUGUACCAGAUUCCUCCACGACUUCAGCUGGUAUGAGGACAGUGAUCGCCUUACACCUACAGAUGGGAACCUGGCGUUCGCCAAGAGUCAUGCCUAUAAGCUCGCCAAGUCCCUGAAGCGCCGAGGUCUUCUAUCCGCUUACACCAACACCUUUGAAGAGUACUUAUCGCGCGGAUAUAUCCAACCGCUUGAAGCUCCUACAGCUCAAGCCUACUUCACUCCCCAUUUCCCGGUGAUCAAGGGCAAGAAAACUCCAGAUGGUGAGGUUGGGAGAUGCACAGCGGUGAGACCCGUCUUCGACUGGAGAGUCGGUAAUCAAGCGCAGAAGGCAGGCGUCAACAUAGAUCGUGGUACAUGGGAGUGUGUCGCUUAUAGUCGGCUUUACAAAUACUGUAUUUGGGCCGACCUAAAGGCCGCAUUUCUCAACUGCCGGGUUCCAGAGCGUACAAUGCUCACCAUGGCAUUUGUCUUAGCCAACAUUGAAGGCCAAGAAGACACCCCUACUUAUCGGUACUUCCAGUUUCUGGGUCCAGCAAUGGGCAUAUCUGGUUCUCCGGCUGUCCUGCAGCUCUCUGGCAGCAUCAUGAUUGCCGAAUCAAAUGAGAGAACGGCAGCACGACUAACCGGGAGAUUAGACGACCCUAAAGCCUAUCCCAUCAAGCUGGCUCUGGACGGAGCCUGCCUGGCAACACCUGAAGAACGACACGGUCUUCAUCCUAAGGAGCUCUCUCUCCAGAGACCGAGUGAGGCCGCCAGAACUCUGCGACGAGCCGUUCUUAAGGUCGAGGAUGCUAAUCUACGGUUACUCCGAGGAUCUUCGAGCUGGGUAGCAUCUUCUACGGCGACAACGGCAGAAGACGGUGAUUACUUGCUCAAGAACACUAUGGAGAAGCGCAUCGCCCUGUGUACCCACUCGUACUUAAAUCAUAGUGCCAGGGGCCGUUACAUGGAUGACUAUGUUGUGGCAGCGGAUUCCCAGCGUGAGGCCGAGACCAUGUACGACGAGGAUGGCCAGGUGACCAAGUCCAGAGGCCAGCACUUCUCGGAAAAGAAGACUAAGCGAAGUUGGGACCCUACAGUUGCCGAAGGCCUGGGUAUUAUAUGGACGGCCAAAGAUGAGUUCCUCCCUAGACCUGUUGACACGUCAUUGUAUGCUAGCGAGACGUUAACUGUACGAGGCCUCUUAUCCGCUGUCCACACCUGUUAUGACGUCCUGGGCCAUGCGUCGUGGAUACUUCUUAAGCUCAAGAAAAUUUUACGGUGCUGCUUUGUGGCAGGAUUGCAAAUGGACUCCAGAUUGUCACCUGGAGACCGCGAUCAAGCAUGCUCCUUACUCCAUCUCUACAACGAGACUGUCACCACGUGCAGUGUCCCGAGAUAUGUUGACGUAAGCGAGGCAGUAUUUCUCUAUACGGAUGCGGCUAUGUCGGGCUACGGAAUGGUGAUCGCGGGCACAGAUGUCGGCAACCCGUAUCUGUGUUCAGCUCGUCUUCCGCCUCUCCCCUCGAGCUCCUACUCCAUCGUCAGGAAGGAAUCCUCAGCCUUUUUAUGGGGACUGCAAGUAUUCUGCGCACAUAUGCAAUAUUUUCCCCAUUCGCUACAUCGGCACUAUUAUCUAUGCACCGACUCCACUAUUGUCAAGGCCAGAGUCGAGAAGGUUAUGCGAAUGGAGGAUGGUCAGGCGGCAAAGAAGCUCCCGAAGGGAUGGACUUCCUGGGAGUGGAAUAUCACCAAUCGUAUUGUGCGACUUAUCCGUCAAAUUGUAUGUGCUAUUGGCCCUAAUGGUGUUGGGCAUACCCAUCUCAUACACUGUCCGAGUUCCCACAACUUGGCAGACCCCUACUCGCGUGGUAUCGACCCUCACCUGCUUGAUCGUGGUGCUGCACAGCAGUGGGUUGAAAUGGUACGGUCCCAACACGAGGCUUCGAGGGAGGUCGACCAUGUCUGUUGCACGCUGAGCCACGCUGACCUCGGCACCGAGGCACAGCUAUUCGACAACCCUGGUCAAGACGCCGUUGUCUUUCUUGCAGCCAGCCCUGACGCUGACACUGAGAGUGACAUCUAUUCUUAUGUCGUGAGUCUUCAGCAGAAGGACGCAUUCACAGCAGUCUGUCGACGUAUCGUCACUGGGGACGACUCGAACUUUGACAAAGCUUUGCUUGAGUCCCUUGUCAAGGAUGUGCCUAAGGACGAACGUGCGAGGUUGAAGGCUACGUUCGAAGUCCAGUCAGAGGAUGGUCAGGCAGUGCUGCGGCUCAAGGUCGGUCACAUUGCCUCACAGUCAGAUGGAGCCCUAUAUAUCCCAUCCGAGGCCCGCAAUCGAGUACUGAGCAUGGUCCAUGUAUUCUUCUGUCAUAGACCAAGUAAAUACAUGUACCAUUACAUGCUCUCUCGCUACUAUUGGAAGAAUCUCUCCACGUAUGUGAGGUCGUUCUGCAAGAGUUGUCCGGCGUGUCAGAUGGCCAAGGGUACAGGGAGUUUCCCUGACACCGCUCCCAAGUUGUUAUCUCGCGACUUCGGUGCGAACAACUUUAUUGUUAUCGAUUGGCUGGGCCCAGUGAGUCAGAAGGAACAGGCUCCCUACCAAGGACAGGAUCCUCAACCCCGAUAUGCUCUUCACAUCUAUGACCCGUCGAGGCGUUUCAACUACUUUGGGCUAUCUCCUGACAAGAGUGCCUUGUCUGCUCGUCGCCUACUGCAAUCCUACUGCUGGACCUUCGGCUUCCCGCUAUUCGUCACGUGCGACGCCGAUCGGUCGUUUUGUAGCGCUGAGGUCAUGUCCUUCGCCCAUUCUGUGGGAUUGAAGGUUCUUCCUGGUAUAAGCUAUGCGCCGUUCCGUCAGGCAUACAUGGAACGCGUCCAUAAAGAAGUGUGGUCGAGCAUACGAGCUAUUCAACUUGAGGAGAAGCGCCGCAACCCCACGACGCCAACUACUCCGUGGUAUGAACUAUUGCCAGCGGUAGCCUUCGUCCUCAACCAGUCAGCAUGUGAAGAGUUCGGCUAUCAUUCUCCCAAUGACUUAACCUUCACCUACAAUCCACAGAUGCCUCCCAAAUGUUCUGGUCACCGUCCGAACCAGCAGCUUCAGAUCUUUGUCAACAAGCUCGAAAGUGAGAGUGGUGACUUUCCCUUGCAUUCGGCGACUACAUACCAAGCCCUUCUGAAAGAUCGACGAGAUGCCUUCCACGCCGCGAUGGACGAGUUUCAUCGGCACCUCGAUGCCACUCUCUACGAGAAUCAGUUGAAGGUUGUUGGCAAACACCGACGACGGCACCAGAGCACCCUUCUAAAAGCUGGUACACCACUCUGGAUUAAGGCCAGUACGGGCUUUUCCAAGUUGUCUCCCCGAUGGGUCGGUCCUGUACUUUACAAGGCUCCUACCAGCUCUGACCAGAUCGCCGAGAUCGAAAGUCUAUCUGGAAAGCCUAUGGGCAAGGUACAUCUCUCCCGUGUGAAACUUGCACAUCUCUCGGUGGAGCUUCUCGAGGACUUCAAGAAGUUGGAGGUUAAGAGCAGCCCAGCUAGUGGCAAUUCUGGCCCGGAGGACCACUCGGUGGUAAACCCUCCACAGCUGUCACCACCACGACACUUCCUCGGUGAGAACGAGACCACUCAUCUGCCGGAAAUCCAGAGAUCGGUCGUUCCCCUUCAUCUAUCUACUGGGCUGUGGAUUGCCUGUGACACGUGUAGCAUCUGGUGCGAAGUUCCGGAACAUAUAUAUGAUGAGUUCAGGGACGCUUCCUUUCAGUGUCGUGACAUAGGGUGCACUUGUCUAUUUCCCGAUCGAUCAUAA
Messenger RNA from Perkinsus marinus ATCC 50983, 5778 nucleotides. Its product is annotated as gag/pol/env polyprotein, putative. The record is from RefSeq and is a predicted model, not a curated record. Gene Ontology annotation, molecular function: nucleic acid binding. NCBI's taxonomy places the organism in Eukaryota, Perkinsozoa, Perkinsida, Perkinsidae. The transcript has a single exon. Gene Ontology annotation, biological process: DNA integration. The coding region runs from base 1 to 5778 and encodes 1925 amino acids.